Molecule: messenger RNA, 1389 nt
Organism: Rotaria sp. Silwood1
Lineage: Eukaryota; Metazoa; Rotifera; Eurotatoria; Philodinida; Philodinidae
Source: the annotation of a GenBank genome assembly
AUGGUCGAUUGUAUCAAAUUUUUACCCUCUAUCUCAACACAAAUUCCUUCAAAUAUUCAUCGAAUACAAAAUAGAUUAACGUCUGAACAAAUUACUCUACCCAUAUUGUUGUCAACUGUUAAUAAUAAUUAUCAACAUGAUCGUACAACGACUCAUAAACAUCCCAAACGAUGGAUUGGACGAUGUCCUCGUGAUCCACCUCUUCAUGUUAAUGCAUCAGAUGAAUUGCAUAGGAUGCAUACAAAAGUUAUUGAUCAUGAAAUGGCUCGAUACUAUCCAGGAACAACUAUCGAUAUGUCUGCAUCGAUUAAAAUCAAACAACCACAGAGAAAUAGUAAUAAAGAGCCGUUAAGAGCAAUAAUAGGUACUGGAACAACUGUUACAUCGACUUCAAUCUUAACAAAUGUUGAUGACCGAAGUUCUCGUUUAUUUGAUACACUAUCAAAACAUGUUACAAUUAAAGCAGAACCACUUCGAUCAACAAAUGAUUUUGCAAACAAUACUGCUUAUACAUUGUCUUCAUGGAAAAAAUAUUGGGCAUCAUCAUUUGCACAAAGACGACGACAAGAAACUAAUGAUUCUAACCAUGUUUUAUAUGAUUCUAAAUGUGAUCAAGUUCUUUUAGCUACAAAAGAUUUUGUCACUGUUCAUAAUUCAUUAUCUCAUAUACAUAGUGAAAAUAAUAGUAAGAGUAGUGCAUCAUCAAUUCGAUCAAAUAGUUCUUUUGCAACUAAUGCUUCUUCACCAACAAUAUCUGAUAAACAAUCAUCAUUUAUAAAAGAAGACAGUCAUAUUUGUUUACCUCAAAUUCUUUCAUCAGAUGAAAAAGCUUCUCUCAUGACUGAAUUGAAAUUAAUUGAAAAAAAACCUUUACCACCAAUACAAAAUAAUAAUACAGUUAUUAAUAAUGAUAAUGAAAUUAAACAUAAAAUAAAUACGAUAACAACAAAAAUCUAUAGAUUUCCCUUACCUUCAAAUAAACCAAAAACUAAGAAACAAAUAUCAAAACAAGAAUUAUUAAAACCAUUAGAAAAGAAAACAGCUAUAGCUACAUUUGUAGAAAGAAAAGAAACAACAUCUUUACCAAACACAUCUGUUUCAAAACGAAGACGUCAAAGAACAACAGAUCGAAAAUCAUCUACUAAAUUACAUCAAAUCACAACAAAAAAACAACAAUAUAUAUCAACAGUAGUGCCAACAACACUAAAUUCAAAAUAUGAACGAACAAAAUGGGAUGAACCAUAUGUGGGUCAUCGAUGUGAUCCACCAACACCACCAUGUUCACCAUUAUCCAUUGCUAGUCCUCGUGAUAAUGGUAAAGAUAGAAAUAAUAUAUUCAUUGAACAAAAUUCUACGAAUGAAGUUUAUAAAAAAAAAUUCAUAUCUUAA